AUGCCUUACACAGUAGCCUUCUUCGGGGCAACGGGUGGCUGCACCAAUGCCUGCCUCACCCAUCUCCUGCUAUCUUCCGACUACAAAGCAAUUGCUCUGGUACGCACCCCUCAAAAAUUGAUCGACUCUUUGAAAAGACAACCCGGUAUCACAGAUGCCAUCCUUGCCCAGAAACUCAGUAUUGUCCAGGGAGAUGCUACGGAUGUUGCAACCGUGAAAAGAACGCUUCUAUUUCAAGGUGAUGGCCACGCCAACUCGACACCAAAACUGGUGGAUGCAAUUAUUUCUGGGAUUGGCGCCUACCCUCGCCAACAGACCACCACGACACUGGUCUCUGCCUUACGGGAAAUAUACGCUGAGCAGCAACAACAAGAAAAUAAACCCGUCGUGACGGUGAUUUCGACCACGGGUCUCGCUUCACCUGCAGGCGCCAAGGAAGAUGUCCCUAUUGGCCUGAGGACGCUCUAUCACUCAUUACUCGCGGAACCACACAAGGACAAGAAAAGAAUGGAGGAGAUUCUGAGCGACAAGGAGAAUUCGGCUCUUUUCCGUGGUGUCGUCAUUGUGCGCCCUACCUUAUUGAAAGGGGAUGGCAUUGUCCAAUCGAAGGAUGCCAGCUCCAAGACCGUGAGGGCUGGUACGGAGUUUGAGCCUGUUACUGGGUACACUAUUUCGAGGGCGGAUGUUGGCCGGUGGAUUUGGAAGAAUAUGUUGUUGAGUGAGGACCGCGGGGAGAAGUGGAUUGGACGAAGGGUUUCUUUGGCCUAUUGAUUGCUCUAUCGCCCCCAGGCCGUCCAUGGAUUUGGCGAUUGUUAUAUAAAUGGUAAAUGCAUGCUCUGCUUGGGCAUUUUGCUUGUAACUAAUAUUGUUGGAUCAGCUAAGCUGAUCCAGCCAAUAAGAGCGAGCCACACACACUGAUCCACCGAAUAGGGGGUAAAAAGAUAUCUUCCACCUUUACUGUACUUAGAGACAAGAACAAUGACAACAAGGAUCAAGGAUUCCA
Molecule: messenger RNA, 1003 nt
Organism: Talaromyces stipitatus ATCC 10500
Lineage: Eukaryota; Fungi; Ascomycota; Eurotiomycetes; Eurotiales; Trichocomaceae
Exons: 2
Coding region: 1-771 (256 amino acids)
Source: RefSeq, a predicted model, not a curated record